AUGAAUGAACGUUCACGUAAAUCUGAUCGUUAUCAUACAACAUUUUUUUCAUUAUUUCGUGCAGUUACGACAAUGCGUUCGAAAAGUCUUGAUAAUUUAUAUGAUGGUAAUCGUCGUAAAGAAGGUCACGAAUAUCCUUAUUCAAUAAAAAUGAAACAUUUAAAAUCAGCUCAUACAAUACUUACAAAUAAUCGAUCAUUUGAUGGUGAUGAUCAUUAUUCAUAUCAAAAUCAUCAUACAAGUUCAUCGACUAGUUUAAAUAAUGUAACAACAACAAAUUAUCAUGAUUUUGAAUUACGAAAACGUGAUGUAUUAACUGAAAAUCAAACAAGAAAACAUCGAUUUUUUCAUAAACGAAAAACUAAAAUACAAACACAAUUAACUGAUGAAUAUCAUUCAUCAUCAACACCAUAUCUUAGUUCACCUAAUCAAGUAAAAAAUGAUUUAAAUUUUUUUGGUCGAACACCCGAUGAACUUAUUCAAAGAUAUAAUCAUCAAUUACCACCUGUGAUUAUGCAAUUACUUGAAGUUCUUUAUUUAAAAGGACCAGAAACAACAGGCAUUUUUCGAAAAGUAGCCAAUACACGUUCUGUUAAGGAUUGUAUUGAUAAAAUUGAACGUAAUAUACCAUUACAAGAUGAUGAUUUACAUCCAAUAUUAGCUGCUGGAUUAUUGAAACAUUUUCUACGUACUCUACCUGAACCAUUAUUUAAUUCUAUUCAAUAUGAUAAUUGGAAAAAAUGUCUUCGACUUUCAACAUCAAUUGAAAAGAUAACAUUUGCAAAAAAAAAUAUAUUAUGUACUUUAUCCGAAGCCAAUCAUAUAUUAUUAAAAGGUUUUAUAUGUAUUCUUCAUCAUAUAUCGGAAAAUGCUGAUAUUAAUGGAAUGAAUCCAUUCAAUUUAGGUUUAUGUGUAUCGAAUAGUUUAUUUAAAACAGAAUCAACAACAAUAACAUCUGGUAAACAAGAAGCUGAUGUUAUGUCAUCAAUUGUGGAAUUUUUAAUAGAAAAUUGUUCAUUAUUAUUUGGUUCAGAUAUUCUUACAUGUAUUACAGAUAAACAUAUUGUUGUUCAUCAAAUACCAAACUUAAUUCGUCCAACAGCUUCAUCAAUUGAAAGUCUUGAUGAAGUUGAAUCAUCUCCACAUUUACCUAUUGUUAAUCGAUCACAUGAUUCUGGUUUAGCUGCAUCAGAUCAACCAUUUAAUGAUGAUAGUUCGGAAAUAAGUGAACAUAUUCGACGUAAUAUUAUACCUAUAACAAAUUCAUUACCUAAUUGGACAUCAUCAAUAGCAUGUGGUAAAGGUAUUGUAUUAACAAGUAUACUUAUAAAUAAUAUUAAUCCAUCAAUAACAAAACGUCGUAAUUCAAAAAUAAUUUAUAAACCAUCAAAACAAUUUUUAGAACGUGAAAAAUUAAUAAAUAAUACAACAGAUGAUUCGGAUAAUAAUUCAAGUAUACGUUCAUCAUCAACAACAAUACAUAAUAUAACAAUAGAAAAAUUAAAACGUUCAAAAUCUUUAUCACGUCAUUCAUCAUUAUGUAAUGAUGAACAUAAACAACAUCAACAACAAAAAUUAAUAACAAAAGAAUCUCGACGUUUAAUAACAAAUAAUAAUGUUAAACGUACAUCAUCAUUAAAACAAUUUCAUCAUUCAUCAGAUGAAGCUGGUGAUGAUGAUGAUGAACAAAAUAAUUUAUUAAUAAAUGAACGACGAAUAAAAUUAACUAAACAAUUUAAAAAAAAUAUCAAUGAAGAAAACAUGAUAACAAGAUCAACACCUUCCGAACAACAAGAUUUAGAUUUAACUAGUGAACCAUUAAGUACAAUAAAUCAACGUUUAACUCCUUCAUCUAUAUCAUCACUAACAUCUACACGUUCAGCAUCAUUAACAUUAAAAUCAACAUCAAAAAAAUCUGAUUUACCUCUAACAGAAACAUCGAAACCUAUUCAAUUAAAUACAUAUCAACAACCUAUUAUAGCUGAUAAUCGUUCUCGACAUACAACUGGUCCAUUAACACCAACAACAAAUAAUAUCUAUGUAAAACCUCAAUUAAAUUCUCGUUAUCAAUAUCUUAAUCAAACGAAUUUAAAUACACAAAAACAACCACCACCACCACCGCCGCCGCCAUCCACAACAACAGAACGUGGUCGAAUAUUUGUUCAUCAUGCUGAUUCACGUCCAUUUGUACUUGGUGCAGCUAUACAAAUGAAACCAAUUGAUGAUUUAUUAUUAUCAAAUGAAAAACGUCGUCCAUGCCAUAGACAAAAUGCACUUCGAUAUAAAUCCAAUGAACAUGAACGACAAUCACGUACAUCAGCACCAAUUAUAAUAAGUCAUAAUCCAUCACCAAUGAAUGUUUCACGUUAUCAAUCAAUUGAAAGACGUUUACCACCAUCACCACAACCAAUGAAACCAUUUUCAUUUGAUAUUAAUAAUGAAUUUCGUCCAUCUGAUAUAUCAUGGUCAGUACGUGAAAAAGCAAGAUUAUUUGAACAUACAAAUCAACAUAAAUUAUCGACAGGUCGUGAAAAUUAUGUAUAA
This is a messenger RNA of Rotaria sp. Silwood1, 2544 nucleotides long. Lineage: Eukaryota; Metazoa; Rotifera; Eurotatoria; Philodinida; Philodinidae. The record is from the annotation of a GenBank genome assembly.